AUGGUCACCUUCUCCCUGCCGCCCGAGGACGGGGCCGACGGGGCCGGCAGCACGCCGAGGCGCCAGACGCCGUUGCCAUUUGCGAAGCGAAACUAUACCGCUUCUCCCUACACCGGCAACGCCGGCCGAUGGAACGGAACGCCUCACGCCUCGUCGCUCAAGCGUUUGAUGCCACGCGACGACGUCCCUUCGAGCAGCCUAAGCGGCGGCGGUGCAGCCACGUCGCGGAACAUUUUCCGGUCGUCCAACUUUCAAGAGAGCGCGACCAAGCACUUUGCCCCGAAGCUACCCACGGGUACCAUGAAGAAGGUGUUCGCUCCCGGGGCCACGCCCGAGCCGUCGCGGUUCCACGACGACUCAGCCUUUCAAGCGACGCCGCGCGCCGCCGCCGCCAAGGUCGCCGACAAGGAGCUCUUCGAACUGCGCAUCGCCUCCCCCCCCACCGACUUGACCGGUCAAGUGUUGGCCGACAAGGUUCCCAAGGACUGGGACGGCAAGGGCUCCAUCUACGCGGACCAGUACCUCGCCCAUCUUUGCCCCCCCGGCCUCGACGAGGAGCAGCGACGGCAGUACUUUUGCAUCCUCGAUCUUCGGCGGCUCAAGUACGCGGCCAACGAAAUCUUCGCCAGCAAGACGUGGAAGCUGAACAUGAUCAACUUUGCCAAGGAGUUCGAGAAGAGCCGCAGCAUCAUACUCCUGCGCUACGGCCUGUACGAAUUUCAAACCGUCAAGCCGUCGAGGGACGUGCUCAAGAAAUGGCGGCGCCAGCACGGUCUUCCCGACCCCGAAGAAGACGAGGUCGAGCAGAGCCCGUCCAAGAAGGCGACGACGAAGAAGCGCAAGGCCGACGAUGACAUGACGAGAGAUUCCGCCGCCGCCAACGGCUCGGGCGCCAAGGGCAAGCGCAGGGCCACCCAUCGAGACGAGGAAGGGGACGAAGACGACGAGGCGCCUGCCGUCUCGACUCCUGCGUCGAGCAAGAACAAGAGAAAGGCCGGCGCGAGCGACGAACAGCCGGCCAAGAUGGCCAAGUCCACUCCGUCGUCGGCCAAGGCGCUGUUCGAGAAGAUUGCCAACAAGCCCACGUCGGCCCCGGCCCCGGCCCCGGCCCCGGCCCCGGCGCUCGCCUUCCCCGCCGCCUCCAAGUCGGGUCACUUGACGGCGCACAAGCCCGGGUCUCACAGCCUUGCCCGCUCCGUCUUUGCGAACCUCAAAUCGCAGAGCCUUCAGGUCCCUCGGGCCACGCCAGCCGGAGGCAACAUCUUUGGCUACCUGUCGGAUGCGAGCUCGGCCAAGAACAGCGGCGUCGAUGCCGAUGCCGAGAGCGAGAGCGAAACCGGAUCCGACGGAGAUGAGAGCCCCGACGCCGGCCAGAGUGACGAGCCGAGCGUCGCUGCCGAAACCGCCUCCCGGGCCGGAUCCGUUCUCUUCCAGGAGAAGCCUGCCCCCACGGGAGGUUUCGGCGCCGCCAGCGCCGAUAGCAGAGAGGGCACGCCGGCACGCAGCCUCUUCGAGCGCGUGACAACGGGCAGCGAUGGUCAGCCGCUUCGUGUCGAGGAAGAGGGCGGCGAAUUCCCACCCGGCAAGGCUGCCGCCGCCGCCGAUCAGACGUGGAACCCGAGCAAGACUCCCAUCAAGUUUGCGCCGUCGGCACCUCCGGCCCAGAAGAGUUUGCUGUUCGGCAACCAACCGUCCGUUCUCGGAGGUGCCGUCUUCGCGCCCAAGAGCGCACCGUCCAACAUUUUCGGCGCCGCCAAGGAAGGCCUCCCCUCGGCAGAGCAAGCGCCCCCGGUGGCCGGUGGGAACGACGGGGGCAAGGAUGGCGGCGAAUCGGACAAGGAGAACGAGUCGCAGCCCUCCAAGAAGUCUCUGCUCGAACCCAAGGCCCCCGCGGCGUCGUCGACCGUCGCUUCGUCGCUCUUCGCGCCGAAGCCGGCCGAAGCCGAAGCAGGCAAGAAGCCGGCCGAGGCUCCAACGGCUUCCCCCAGCCUCCUCGGCGCCGCCGCGAAGCCUGAUUCUACGCCCGAGACGGCCACGGCAAGCAGCAGCUUGUUCGGCACGUCGAGCCAGACGCCGUCGGCGGCCCCUGCGGCACCCGCCGUGCCGUCUUCCCUGUUCGGACAACAAAAGCCGGCGCCGUCGGAGAAGCCUGCCGAGUCCGAGGCGCCGAAAGCAUCGCCCUUGUUCGGAGGCCAGAGCACCACGUCUGCUCUCGGAGGUGCCGGCGCGGCAACCUCGUUGUUCGGAGCCAAACCUGCGACGGCCGCCGUCACCGGACUUGGCGGCGCCGGCCCGACGUCGUCCUUGUUCGGCAACGCGUCCACGGCCUUUGGCAGCAACUCGACCGGCCUGGCCGCGGCCGGUGCCGCUCCUCCUGCCAGCGCAGAGGCUCCCGCCAAACCGCUGUUCAGCUUCGGAAGUGCACCCGCCGCCGGCGACGCAUCCAGCACCCAAAAAGCCGUUGGGCCGCCAAGCGGCAUGACGAGCAACCUCUUCGGCGGCAGCCCCAUGAAGCAGGACGAGCCGUCCCCCGCCAAGAAGCCUGCGAUGGGAAGCGGCAGCGCAGGGUCCUCGGCGCCGCUCUUCAGCUUCUCGAGCUUGCAAGCGCCCGGUGCCGGUCCUGCGAGCACGCAAGGGCCGGCUGGAGCGACGCCCGCGACGGCGAGCAGCCCUGCUCUCUCCGGCAUGGCCUUUGGCGGUGCCGCGGGGUCCUCGUCGAACGCGGCUCCCGGCGGUUUCAACUUUAGCUUUGGCGGCGGCAGCGCCGGAGCGUCGUCUGGGGGGGCGACGUCGGCUUUCCACAAUCCCUUUGCGAGCAACGCGGCCGGUGCGUCCGGGGCGUCGACCGGCGCACCCUUCAACUUUGCCGCGUCCUCGUCCAGCCCUGCGCCGUUCAGCUUCGGCGGCGCGGCGGCAAACCCUCCGGCGGCGGCGCCUUCGGCCGGCGCCGUCUUCGGGGCCGGCAGCUCGACGGCCGUCUUCACCGGGGCGCCGUCGUCGGGCGGCCCGCCGAGCUUCAACUUCGUGGGCGCCCCGUCACAGCCGCCCCAGGCCCCUGGCUCCGUUUUCGGCUCCAACCAGGCAGCACUCCAGCUUCCUGCGGGUGGAUCGUCGACCACCGGGACCAACUCGCCCUUGAACCUCGGAGGCGGCUCGAGCUUGGCCACUACACCCGCCGCUUUGACGCCGGAGCCGGCGGACGGGGAUGGCGAGGAGGGCGAGAAGCACGAGCAGAUCAACCUCACGGAUGGGCUGGACGCGGACGAAGAGGUGCUUCACGAGGUGCGAGCCAAGGUUCUCCAGUUUGUGCCGCCGAGCGACAAGUCGGACAAGGACGAGGAGUCGGACAAGGACAAGGACAAGGACAAGGACAAGGCUAAGUCCAAGAGUCCCUGGUCCACCAAGGGGAUCGGAAAUCUGCGGUUGCUGAAGCACAAGGAGUCGGGCGUCGUCCGGCUGCUCCUCCGGACCGAGCCGCGGGGCCACGUCGCCUUCAACCGGGCGCUGCUGCCCAACAGGCCGUACAAGGCGGACGCUAAGUACGUGAAGCUCAUGACGUCGAACGAGAAGGGCGACGGGCUGGAAACGUGGAUGGUGCAAGUCAAGACGAACGAGCUCGCCAAGGAGCUCGCCAAGGCGUUGGAGGAGAACAAGGAGGCGAACAAGGAGGCGAACAAGUAG
Drechmeria coniospora is the source of this 3681-nucleotide messenger RNA. RefSeq names its product nucleoporin nsp1. Lineage: Eukaryota; Fungi; Ascomycota; Sordariomycetes; Hypocreales; Ophiocordycipitaceae. The transcript has 2 exons. Gene Ontology annotation, biological process: intracellular transport. The coding region runs from base 1 to 3681 and encodes 1226 amino acids. The record is from RefSeq and is a predicted model, not a curated record.